Molecule: messenger RNA, 3164 nt
Organism: Homarus americanus (American lobster)
Lineage: Eukaryota; Metazoa; Arthropoda; Malacostraca; Decapoda; Nephropidae
Exons: 1
Coding region: 464-1303 (279 amino acids)
Source: RefSeq, a predicted model, not a curated record
UGUCACAAUGAUAAACGAUGCAAUGGACACGUCUACCUGUGUACACAAUAAGUACCAGUUAAACUUACAUGUUGAAAGUCUCAAGAGAAACCAGGUAAGGUGUUGCCUCUGUCGUCUGAAUAGCUACAGUGCCGAUACCCUGCUGUCGCCUCCCCAACCCUCUCUCGAUGGGCAAAGUCUUAGUCAGGUGAUUAUACACAAACAAGCUCCCUUACUACCGCCCAACACCUCACCUCCUCUGGGUCUCUCAUCUUCAACCAUCUCAACACUCUAUAUAUUGUAUACAGGUAGGCACACCCAAUAAACGUGACAUGACUUAGAGCCUAACAAAAUGUUUGUGUCAUCCUUCUCAUUACUGCUUGUGGUAACAAAGGUGCACAUCUUUGGUGGGGUGUGGAGCCCUUCAUGUGCAACUUAAGCUCUCCGGCGCACAUUUCAAGACCACAGAUCCGAGUUUCCCGACAUGGUGGCGCAAGUGGAAGUCAACUUCUACUUUGACGACCUACUCAUGUCGCUGGACUCAUCAAAUGAAGCAUCAAUGUUAGCGUGUCAGCUUAGAAGACUGUUGGCGUGUGGAGGAUUUCGGUUAACUAAGUGGGCCAGUAAUCACAAAGGAGUGUUGGCUACCAUCCCACCGGAGGAGAGGCAAAAUGCACUGAAGGAAAUUGAUCUGAGGCAAGACAAAUUGCCAAUGGAGCGAGCCCUGGGGGUUAGGUGGCUCCUGGAAGGUGAUCAGCUCGCCAUCAAGGUGCAACCAAACUCAAGGCCAGCGACCAGGAGGGGAGUACUAAGCCUGGUCAGUUCUAUUUAUGACCCACCGGGGUUCGUGGCACCAUUCAUCAUCAGGGUUAUAAUAUUAUUUCAGUGUGAAUGCAGGCUUCGAUUAGGGUGGGAUGAACCUUUGUCGGCUGUUAAUCACACGACCUGGAGCACCUGGCUAGGAGAACUGGCCCACCUAGGGAAAUUAAGCGUACCCAGAUGCCUAAAAACAGCAUGCGCUCAAGAAAUCAUCUCAGCACAGUUGCACACAUUCUGCGAUGCAUCGCAGGUUGCUUACGGUGCAGUGACUUAUCUGAGAAUGGUAGACUCUAGCGGAAGUAUCCAGUGCUCUUUCGUGUACGGACGGGCCAAGCUGGCCCCACUCAAGCAACUGACAAUACCAAGACUGGAACUUUGUGCAGCUGUCUUGGCAGUGAACGCUGAUCGAACGAUUCGCCGAGAAACGACCAUGACCAUACACGAAUCUUAUUUUUGGACGGAUAGCAUGCUAGUUUUGCAGUACACUGCCAAUUCGAGCAGAUGAUUUCAGACGUUUGUAGCCAACAGGAUAGCAGUCAUACAAGAGCUAUUAAGAACUGACCAGUGGAGACAUGUCGGCACAUCGCUGAAUCCAGCAGAUGAUGCAACUAGGGGAUUACCUGUCCUGGACCUGGUUGCAGAAUCUCGGUGGAUACGAGGUGCUGACUUUCUACUCAGUGUUGAAGAACGGUGGCCAAAGGGAAAGGAACUGCCAGCAGUUCUGAACGACUUACUGGAGGUGAAAGGAGAAGUACACCAGAGAUCUGUAGUUGCUCUGGCAGUGAGCGAGCAUUCAAAAUGGUCCCUCGCCAAACUGCGGCUCAGGUACUCAUCAUGGUACCGCUUGGUGAAAGGGGUGGCAUGGAUUAAAAGGUUCAUUUGGUGGCUCGGAUCCAGUAUAAGGACUGCAGACCUGCGCCUCAAACUGAAGAGGCUAAGCACCGAGGAACUACAGUCGGCUGAGCAGACAAUUAUAAGAUUGGUGCAGAAAGAGGCUUAUGAGAAAGAAAUCCAAACUGUCAUAAAGGGUGAGCUGCCGAAGGGCAAUAAGCUAUAUAAACUGGAACCUUACUUGGACGAGCGAACGUUGCUCAGAUCAAAGGGAAGAAUUAAAGGAACCCUUCUUGGGCGAAGUGGCGAGGAGCCAAUCUUGCUGCCUAGAGACCACCACAUCACUGAAAUCAUAGUGCGGGCGAUGCACGAAGAGAGAGCCGGACAUGCUGGACGAGAAUACACGAUGGCGUUUGUGAGGCAAAGGUAUUGGAUUCCCCAGGGCAGACGCUUGCUUGAUAGAAUCAUACGACGCUGUGUAGUGUGCCGACGGAACAAUUGGAGAAGUCGGCAUCAAAAGCAAGCUGACUUACCAAUAGAUCGUGUCACGCCUGGAAAGGCACCAUUUGCUUACACUGGAACGGACUGUUUUGGUCCCUUCAUUAUCAAGGUAGGGAGGAAACAGGUCAAGCGCUGGGGAUGUCUGUUUACAUGUCUAACUAUUAGGGCUGUUCCUCUAGAAGUCUUGGCCUCAUUAGACGCAGAUGCUUUCCUCAAUGCAAUAUCAAGGUUCUCACGACGCAGAGGUACACCAGAGCGUAUUAGGUCAGAUAAUGGGACAAACAUGGUACGGGCAGCCAAAGAGCUCAAAUUGGCUGUGAAAAGUUGGGAGCAAGAUGACAGACUCAGAGGUGCCUUACUGAAAGCAGAUAUUGACUGGGUCUUCAAUCCACCAGCUGCCCCAUACAUGGGGGGAGUAUGGGAAAGGCAGAUUUGCACAGUAAAGAAGGUUCUGCAGGCGAUUAUGGGCUCACAAGUUUUAGACGAUGAAUGUCUGCAAACACUGUUCUGUGAAGUGGAAGCCAUAGUUAACGAGAGGCCAAUCACCCUGGUUCCAAAUACUCCAAAUGAACCAAAGGCUCUCACUCCUGCUGAUCUUUUGCUCUUAAGUUGAAAGGGUAAUCUUCCCUUACGUGGAAGGUCAAUAGGCGAAUCAUACCACAGAAGGUGGAAGUAUGUCCAGUACCUUGCAGAUCAAUUUUGGAAGCGCUGGCUGACGGAGUACCUCCCUCAACUCAGAACUCGACAAGUGCAUUUCAGACCACGGCGCAACUUUGCCCUGGUGACCUAAUCAUUAUAGCAGACGCAAAUAGUCCACGCAACAAAUGGCACCUUGGUCGAGUGAUGGAAGUCAAGGCUGGCGAGGAUGGACUUGUACGACAGGCAGUGGUUAAGACGACGACGUCCACAAUGCUGCGACCUGUGACAAAAUUAUGCUUGUUGUAAGUCUAGUCAUGUUUAUUGGGUGUGCCUGCCCAUAUACAGUACAGUGGGGUAUGCUAUAACGAACGGAUCCUACUACGAAUAUUCCUAUA